AUGACCAAAGCUACCGAGCCUUCUAAGAAGAAGGAGGCAGCCUAUCACCAGGUUCAUUUUUCGGACGACGAAGAUGAGGCCCGUGCUUCUGGCUCUGGUUCUCUGAGCAACGGCAAGCAGAAGCAGAAGCAGAAGGAGAAGGCGAAGGAGCGUGAAGGAGACGCUCCUUCCUCGUCCGGAAGCGAGAAGCCCGACGAAAAGCAUAAAAGCGGCUGUGACCGCGUCGGCAACCGAAACAACAACACCAACAAAACUUACCGUCCUGCUCCCAUCAUCGGCGCCAACCCUACGCACGGGGCCAGAUACGGAACACACUUCUCGACCAACCCUGGCCGCUCAGUUGGCCCUGCUGGUUAUAUCAACUUCUCUGCCAACCUCAAGAGCCCCGGCAGCAACCAGCUUCCGACCAUCGAUCAGAUUCCGCUCAACACCAACCCCAGCCACAUCAUCCCCGACCCAGCCAUGGCCGAUUACCAGUUCGGCGGCCCUCGCCCUGCUGGCCCCAGCUACCAGCCCCCCGUUCCUGACACGACCUAUGGACCGAUGACUCAUGUCUACCGCCCUCGAUUUGACAACGGGGCCUACUUUGUCCAUGGUCAGAAUGUCUGUAACGAUCCUUCUUUCUUCGUUCCCCGCACUGUUUUCCCGCCUGCUGGAUAUCUGGUCGACCGUCCCAUCCUUCCCAACAACAGCCCCGUCUACUAUCAUUACUAUGCAAGUCGUCCCAUUAACGUUACCUAUAUUGGAACCCAGAUGGGCCUUCAUCCUCCCAUGGUCGUCCCCUUCCAGCCUGGCAUGCCCCACAACCCCGGCAUGGUCCCCCAGCACAUGGUCAUGAAUGCUCCCAUGGUUCAGCCCGGCAUGGCUGGCUACCCCGUCAUGGGUAACGGCAUGGUGAUGGGUCCUCCUCACGCAGCUAUGGGCUUUGGCGGCGUUGUUGGUGGCGGUGGCGGCCCCCCUGGUGCCCCUCCUCCUAGCAUGCUGGUCGCAGGUAACAACCCUCUCCAUCUUCCUCCCGACGUUUCUGGCGUCGGUCGUACAUCUGGCGAGGUGGCUCUGGAGAACGCCCAAUUCGCUUACGCCAACGGCCUCUAUGAGCCCCAGGACUUUAAACCUGCCGAUGACGACCCCUCGCGCUACUACCCGGUUCGUGAGGUGGAUGGUAACUGGACCCAGCGCAACCGGUAUACUAUUGACAACCUCGGCGAUUGCCGCUGGUACGUCUCUGAGGGCGGCUAUUUCUAUGCCGUCCGUCUUCCAAACUAG
This is a messenger RNA of Verticillium alfalfae VaMs.102, 1266 nucleotides long. RefSeq lists its product as hypothetical. The transcript is spliced from 2 exons. Lineage: Eukaryota; Fungi; Ascomycota; Sordariomycetes; Glomerellales; Plectosphaerellaceae. The record is from RefSeq and is a predicted model, not a curated record. The coding region runs from base 1 to 1266 and encodes 421 amino acids.